Arabidopsis lyrata subsp. lyrata is the source of this 3022-nucleotide messenger RNA. Its product is annotated as sucrose synthase 3. Gene Ontology annotation, molecular function: sucrose synthase activity. The record is from RefSeq and is a predicted model, not a curated record. Lineage: Eukaryota; Viridiplantae; Streptophyta; Magnoliopsida; Brassicales; Brassicaceae. Gene Ontology annotation, biological process: sucrose metabolic process.
GCUUUACUAUUCCUUUUAAACUGUGACUGCUUCCAUACACUCACAGUCACAUGUACUCUCCUCCAACACAAACACGUCACUUGUAGCAAAAAAACAGUAACAAGAAACAGAGAAGAUCAACCACGUCUUCUUCUUCGUCUCUCUCUCUUUUUCGCAUAAAAUUCCAGAUUCACUCUGCUUUUUAUCCUUUAAUCAGUGAUUUUUCCUUUUUAUUAGCGAUCGUCGGUGUGAUUCUAUCCGAUCACUGAAAGCGAAAAAAACAAAACUUUUCUCAACCUUUUCUGAAUAUCCAUGGCAAACCCUAAGCUCACUAGGAUUAUAAGCACAAGGGAUCGCGUGCAGGACACGCUCUCUGCUCACCGCAACGAACUCGUCGCUCUUCUCUCCAGAUAUGUGGAUCAGGGAAAAGGGAUUCUUCAGCCACAUAACUUAAUCGACGAACUCGAAUCUGUAAUCGGAGACGAUGCAACGAAACAGAGUCUCUCUGAUGGUCCUUUUGGAGAAAUCCUCAAAUCAGCAAUGGAAGCGAUAGUUGUGCCACCAUUUGUUGCUUUAGCUGUUAGACCAAGACCUGGUGUUUGGGAAUAUGUUCGUGUUAAUGUCUUCGAGCUAAGUGUUGAACAGUUAACAGUCUCUGAGUAUCUUCGUUUCAAAGAAGAACUCGUUGAUGGACCUAAUAGUGACCCUUUUCCUCUUGAGCUUGAUUUCGAGCCCUUUAACGCAAACGUGCCACGUCCUUCUCGUUCGUCUUCCAUUGGUAAUGGAGUUCAGUUUCUGAAUCGUCACUUGUCUUCUGUAAUGUUCCGUAACAAAGAUUGCUUGGAGCCUCUGCUUGAUUUCCUUAGAGUUCAUAAGUACAAAGGUCAUCCGUUGAUGUUGAAUGAUCGGAUUCAAAGCAUAUCUAGGCUUGAAAGCCAACUUAAUAAAGCAGAAGAUCAUAUCUCUAAGCUUUCACAAGAAACUCCGUUCUCGGAAUUCGAAUAUGCGCUUCAAGGAAUGGGUUUUGAGAAAGGAUGGGGAGAUACCGCAGGGCGAGUUCUUGAAAUGAUGCAUCUUCUCUCUGAUAUUCUUCAAGCUCCUGAUCCUUCGACCUUGGAGAAGUUUCUCGGGAUGGUUCCGAUGGUUUUCGAUGUUGUGAUCUUAUCUCCACAUGGAUAUUUUGGGCAAGCCAAUGUCUUAGGCUUACCUGACACUGGUGGACAAGUUGUCUAUAUUCUAGACCAAGUUCGUGCCCUUGAGAGCGAAAUGCUGUUGAGAAUAAAGAGACAGGGGUUGGAUAUAACACCUAGGAUUCUUAUUGUAACUAGGUUGAUACCGGAUGCUAAAGGAACCACGUGUAACCAGCGGUUAGAGAGAGUCAGCGGAACAGAGCAUACUCAUAUUCUCCGGGUUCCUUUUAGGUCCGAUAAAGGGAUCCUCCAUAAGUGGAUUUCAAGAUUCGACGUAUGGCCUUAUCUGGAGAACUAUGCUCAGGAUGCAGCAAGCGAGAUUGUCGGUGAAUUGCAAGGUGUACCCGAUUUUAUCAUCGGUAACUAUAGUGACGGAAACCUUGUUGCAUCUUUAAUGGCACAUAGAAUGGGUGUUACACAGUGUACUAUUGCACAUGCUUUGGAGAAAACCAAGUAUCCAGAUUCAGACAUUUACUGGAAAGAUUUCGACAACAAGUAUCAUUUCUCUUGUCAAUUCACAGCUGAUCUAAUCGCAAUGAACAACGCAGAUUUCAUCAUCACAAGCACUUACCAAGAAAUCGCGGGAACGAAGAACACGGUCGGUCAAUAUGAAAGCCAUGGGGCUUUUACGCUCCCGGGACUAUACAGAGUAGUACACGGCAUCGAUGUGUUUGAUCCGAAGUUCAACAUAGUCUCGCCCGGCGUAGACAUGGCCAUAUAUUUCCCGUUUUCUGAAGAAACUAAGAGACUUACAGCUUUACAUAGUUCAAUAGAGGAAAUGCUCUAUAGCCCUGAGCAGACUGAUGAGCAUGUCGGUACACUGAGCGAUCGGUCAAAGCCAAUACUCUUCUCUAUGGCGAGGCUCGACAAAGUGAAGAACAUCUCCGGUUUAGUUGAGAUGUACAGCAAGAACACAAAGUUGAGGGAGCUGGUUAAUCUGGUUGUAAUAUCUGGUAACAUUGAUGUGAACAAGUCCAAUGACAGAGAAGAAAUCGCAGAGAUUGAGAAAAUGGAUAACCUUGUGAAGAGUUACAAGCUUGAUGGACAGUUUCGUUGGAUAACGGCUCAGACAAACCGAGCUCGAAAUGGUGAGCUUUACCGAUACAUCGCCGAUACAAGAGGUGCUUUUGCUCAGCCUGCAUUCUACGAGGGUUUUGGGCUUACGGUAGUGGAAGCGAUGACUUGCGGGCUUCCGACUUUCGCCAUGUCAGGUGGUCCUGCAGAGAUCAUCGAGCACGGGCUCUCGGGUUUCCACAUCGAUCCAUACCAUCCUGAGCAAGCGGGUAACAUAAUGGCUGAUUUCUUUGAACGUGGCAGGGAAGAUCCAAACCAUUGGAAGAAAGUAUCGGACGCUGGUCUCCAAAGGAUAUACGAAAGGUACACAUGGAACAUAUACUCGGAGAGAUUGAUGACACUAGCUGGUGUGUAUGGUUUCUGGAAAUAUGCAUCAAAAUUGGAGCGUCGUGAGACUCGGCGAUAUCUUGAAAUGUUCUACAUUCUCAAAUUCCGCGACUUGGUGAAAACUGUUCCUCUAACCGCCGACGACUGACCCGGUUGGGCGUUGGAUGAAGUGUUGGGCUGUAAAAAAGAAUAAAAGAUGAGUAACCUUGGCUAUGUAGUAUGUACCCUAUGUUGUGUGUAUGAAAGGAAGAUUUGUUCCAUGGAGUUAUUACGAACUUCGUGGUACUUUUGUGUUGUCUCAUGUGUGUGACCGACAUGUUGAAAAAAAUCACGUGAAGUUUGUAGCUUAUAAUAAAAAGUCUUCAAUGGAACUUUCAUUUCACAUGUAAUUCGUUUCAAAGUGUAAUAACUAGAUCGAUUUCAACAUUAUCCUAGUUACAACGUUAUUUUCA